Verticillium alfalfae VaMs.102 is the source of this 1503-nucleotide messenger RNA. RefSeq lists its product as hypothetical. The coding region runs from base 1 to 1503 and encodes 500 amino acids. NCBI's taxonomy places the organism in Eukaryota, Fungi, Ascomycota, Sordariomycetes, Glomerellales, Plectosphaerellaceae. The transcript has 3 exons. The record is from RefSeq and is a predicted model, not a curated record.
AUGCCCUCCGCAACCAGCCAGCGUGCCUCUGCCGAUGCCACCUCGAACAAAGCCGUCCAGCUCGUCUACCUCUGCGCCGUCCAGUCAGCCGUCAACGACAGUUGUAAAGAGUUGAAACAAAUUUCAUACACAUCCGGAAAUCCAGACAAUGACCACCACCUUAACUCUUUCCAGAAAUUUCUCUGUAAGCUUGCCCAAGUAUGUGAUACCGCGAAGGGCGGCGACACCAUCACGGCUCUUGUUGCUCUCAAGACAGCCAAUGGCCCGGGAUAUCUGUUCGCGUCCAACAAUCGAAAGGAACUUGAGCUCAAGGGCACAAUGAAGUUUCUCACUGAGCUACUUGAAUAUGUUGGGAAGAACCCCCUGGGGCUUGGCGAGAAGGCUAUGUCAAAGCAAAUCCUUUGGCGAGCCCUGGAGUUCGGCUUUCCGAAAGUGGAGUACUACAUCAAGCGUGUUGCAGCGCUUAUCGAAGAGUGCAUCGAGUUGUCCAGGCAGCUUGAUGGGCACAGCCAAUCUGUCGUCCUCCAGCAGCUUAAACAUGUUCAUGACCGGGCCAAGUUCUCCCACGACAUGCUGGCUGGAGAAAACGCAAGAAACAAGUUCCUCCGAGACUGCGAAAUUCUUAUAAGGGCUAUCCAUGCUCUGAGGGAGAGCAGCUUCAUGACAGCUAUGUAUGAGCGCACGCAUGACAGCAACACUGACAUUUCGCGUUCUUGGUGCGAGCUACGUCAUUACCUUGGGCGCCUCCAUUCGUACCGUCAGGCCGCCGAGUGCAUCUACAAAGCAUCUAGGGAUUGGCCUGAGAUGUUCAAAGGCUUUACCGUGAACUUCAUCUCUUCAAGCCGUCCGCUCAAACUUUCUCUGCCAAAACCACAUCCGGGGUCUGGUCAGGUAAUCCAGGUGGCGUUCCCCGACAUAAACAUGGACGAGUACCACGAUCAUCUCGACGUACUUCGGUUGUACAGUCUGGACGAAAACCUUCUGAACGAACUGCCUCAGAAGUCCAUGAAGCUUGUCAUGCACUGCGAGGUUCUACUGCACAGUUUCCUUGUCCGGAGUGGCUCCGUUGAUGCUGACGAGUACUGGAACGACUCCAUGUUCAUCGCAACCAGCAAGCCACCCUGCCGGCUCUGUCACUACUACUUCAGCGACAUCGACAACGAUUUCCAAGUGCAGUCAUCUCAUAUGAAUGUCUACCCUAAAUGGCGCCUGCCUGACCUGUGUGAGGGCCAGGACAGUGAUGCAGCCAAGCUCCGGGAGGAGUUGCUUGACGAAAUCAUUGAGAAGAUGCAGCACGACACCCUGAGCAUCGUCAAGGAGAAGGUACCACAGGGCAAGAGGAACGACUCGCGCACUGAUUCGAGGACCAUGGAGUCAGUGUUGUCGCAUUCGGGGCGUGUGCACGAGUUCGGAUACAACUCAGGUCGCUUCUCGACGGCUUCUAUGGGUUACGGCAGGUCAAAUGACAACGGCGACUGUUGGGAAAAUAUUGAACAACGUUAG